AGAGCUAGAUAUUCUAAUUCUAUGCACUUAAGAGUCUUAGACUAAUCUAGGUUUUGCAUGCUUAGAUUUUUGCAAUUCUUCGGAACAUAUUAUGGAUAGAUUGGAGUUACUUUGUUAAAAAUCUUUUUGCAGGAUGAGUGGUGAUGACAUACACCAGCAUGAAAGGCAAACAAUUCUAACUAGACUUUUAGAUGCUGUGAAACAAUGUCAGGUACGCUUUGGUGGAAGGUCAGAAUUGGCCACAGAUUCAGACAGUAGAAUUUCCUGUUUGUGUGCAACAUGGGAAGCAGCUUUACAACAUGGAAUGAAGAAAAACAACAAAGCUUUUUCUGCAUUCAAACAAAUGACAGAAAGAGCAGGGCUAGGCAAAGUAACAGAUCUGUUCUCUGACAUUAAAAGGAUUGAAACUGAACCAGUAUUUUGGCAUUAUGCUAAGGAACAUUUGACUAAGCAUGAGUUUCAACGAUUCAAUAAAUUGAAACUUGUAAAUACAGAUUCUGGAAGAGGCCGAGCGUGGCUGCGGGCAUCCUUAAAUGAACAUUCUUUGGAACGAUACAUGCAUAUGUUGAUAGAGAGUGAUGAGAUGUUGUCGCAACACUAUGAGGAGUGGGCAUUCCUUAGGGAUGUAGAGAGAAGCAGCAUGUUACCCAAUAUGGCAGCAGGUUUGGGGUCCAUUUUGUUUGCUAUUACGGUAGACAGACCAGAACUCAACAAAGGUUACACUGUGCCUAACUCUAUUCAUGUCACCUCCAUGGACUCACUAGAAGCCAACUUACUCAAGGAAAAAGAACCAGAGCCUAUUAUCUCUGAACCUGUUUCACCAAUUGCAGUCAAAAAGAAAGAGAAGAAGAAAAAGAAGAAGCUGCCCAAUGUGGUCAGUUUUGAUGAAGAUGAAACAGUGGCCACUGUGAUCACUAGAACAGGAAGUAGCAGCUAUAGUCCAGUUGCUGACCCCAUUAGUGAUUCUCAAACUGCUGAUCAGGACAAAGAAAUAGGUGAAGAUCUACAAGACGAUAAUGUCUUCUCUAUUGACUCUGCUAAAGAUGUAAAUAAUAAACCCUCUUCUGCCUCUGUUGAGCUCAUUAAGGAGCAGUCAACUCCAGCACUAGUCAGAGUAUCCAGUGAAGUUAGCUCCCCUUCUAUCCGUUCUUUCAACUCUGACAGGUUGUCCAAGUCCAGCGUAGGAUCUUAUAGUGACCUUGAUCAUGACACUAGCUCAUAUAUGGCACCAGUCAGUUCCGACGGACUUGUUAUGGAGACUGAGAUGGUGCCGUUGAAUCACACAGAUUCUCCUGACAGAAUUUUGAAUAACUCAGAUCUAACAUCCGACUAUCCAAGACUUGUUGAGAUGGAGAAUGCUUCACUUGCCAUUGCUCUAGCCCAGAGUGGUCUUUCAAAUAGUUCCAAGACAAAGAAGAAUUCUUUUGAUUCUUCCAAAAUCUCUCAAGAAAUCAUGUCACAUGAAGAACUAAAGCAGGCUGUUGUGGCCAUGAUGUUGCGGAAAGAUUCAGUCGAAGAUCAGAACAGAAAAAUUGAAGGCAUGUUACAGCAUGAGAUGGAGACUUCAUCAACUCUAAGAGCUGAAAUUGAAGAAAUGAAAAUGCAAAAUUCAGCCAGACAGGAGAAAGAACAGGCCAAGAUUCUGGCUUUACAAAAAGAAAAUGAGUUAUUGAAACAUCAGCUAAAAAAAUAUGUCAGCGCAGUACAGAUGUUGAGAACAGAAGGCAUAAACAAAGAAGAUAAUCUUGGCAUUCACUUAGAAGAGCCACAACCCAGCAUCCCACCUCCCAAGCCUAUUAUAGACUACAGCCAUGAGGCCUCAGAGUAUGAAAGAAAAUUAAUACAGGUAGCAGAGAUGCACGGGGAAUUGAUGGAAUUUAAUGAGAUGCUUCAUCGUCAGCUUGCAGCCAAGGAAUCCUUGUUGCGACAGUUGAGAGAUGAGCUGAUUUUAUUAAGAGGACCUCUACCUAACGACAGACAUCAAUCAUUUGAUACAGGACAAGAGAUAGAAAGUUUUAGUCUUCAAAGAACGCUCAUUAACAUUUGGAUCCCUUCAGCCUUUUUAAGAGGAACCUCGAAUAAUACUCAUCAUGUUUAUCAAGUGUAUGUGAGAAUCAGAGAUGAAGAAUGGAAUGUCUAUAGACGGUACAGUCAGUUUCUAGACAUGCAUGUGAGACUCAAGAAAGUCUACCCGAUAGUUGGCAAGUACGACUUCCCACCCAAGAAAGCCAUAGGGAAAAAGGAGGCAAAAUUAGUGGAAAGCAGACGUCAAUCUUUUCAAGCCUACCUACGCAGCAUCAUCAAUUUACUGAUGGAGAAAAAUGACCAACUUGCAAACUCAGCCACAAAAGAAAAAUUAAUUUCCUAUCUGCCAUUCUUCAAUGAUAAACUGGAAGAAGGAAAUAAAAAGACUAAGAAAGGGAAACGUAACUCUACAACCAUUCCUGUAUCAGUAGCAGAAGUGACAACUAAUAGGGCAGAAGGGGAUCAAGUUUUAUCUUAUCAAGGAUUAUGAUAGUAUUUCUUUUUAUUUGCUGUUAAGUCUCUAGUUUUCUAUUAAAACUAUUACGUUUGUUGUGAGUAAAAGUGCCAUAGGGUCUUACUGGUUUUUCAAUUACAUACAGUACUGAUACAUUUGCACAUUAAUUUUAUUGUUAUUUUUAUAAUGUGUUGCAUUUAAUAUGUAACUAUUAAUCAAGAUGUGUAGGCCAGGGUCUCUGUAAAUAUAAUGUUAAUGUUAUUAUUAUUAAUGCUUGGGUUGCCCACAUCUGGGACCUAUGUCAGCUAGUUUAUCAAUCAAUUUCUUAACUGAAAAUAUGUGAUAGGUUGUGUUGUGGAAGCAGUUCUGUUCUCCUGAUUUAUUUGUCACUUUCUUUAUGUAUUAUUACUUAUAUUUUUAUGACUGUGUCUUUCAAGUUCACUUUGAUAUUUACAUACCUGCGCUAGGGCUAUAAAUGAGUUAAAUGUUCACUGAGGAUUAGAUAAUAAUCAAAACUGCCUUGUAAUCAAAGUCAAGUAUUACUUGUUUUGCGCCAUAUACUCAGUACAAUAGCUUACAAAGAUACAAAGUUCCUUGCUUGCAGUUUGAAUGAAUUAUUAGGGGGACAUUUAAUUAAAAGAAAGAUGUUCCAGAAUGUUGGACUCAAUUUUUUAAAAUUAUCAUUUGAGACAUUUACUGUAUGUCUUAGAAGGGAUAUUCCUUAUUCGCUUGCCACAUUGCUUGUCAAUUUAAAAUAGCUCAAAUUUAAUAAUGCUAAAUUUCAUUUGUUGCCUUUUCCAUUGUGAUUUAACUAUAGAACUAAGGUUGAUAUACUGUAGUGAGAUUAAAGUAUUGUAGUUUUGAGUUUGCUACAUUGUAGCGCCAAGGUUGUUAUACUGUAGUGCUGUAGAACAGUUAUGUGAUAUUAAAACAAAAAUAAUUUUUGUGGUAAUCUUCAUCAAAUGACUCAGCUUUUUUUGGUGAAGCAAAAUGUUAACAAGGGAAAAAUUAAUUGAAAGUUUACAAAUAUAAAAAAAAUUCCCCCUUGCAAGCAGUCAACCACCAUGUGAAAUAGAUACCCCAUCCAGUCCAGCAUGGUGAAGUCUAGUUCAGAUAUCAGUUUAGUCUUAAUGUCAUAGAUAGCACAGCCACCUUAAGACUAAGACUACUUUUUUAAUUCUUGUUAGAAUUAUAUUGUCAUUGCAAGGACUCUUUUUUUUUUUUUUUUUAAUGAAAAAUCAUCAACAUUCCACAGAAAUUAGAGACUCAUUAAAGUCCAUUGAGUGGCUACACACAUCUUGAUCUUUUCCAUAUUAUCUAGUCAACGACUAGCGCUGAUAAUCUCACACAGCAAGGAACAAACAAGUUUUUGUACCAUUCAGUUCUUGCCCAAUAUGCGCUGGCUUGACAUAGUUAUGAGUGUGUGGCAGUUGUCUUCUAAAACCUUAUUGACUUUGCUGAGACAUGUCUUCAUUGAAAAUACUCAUUUCAUUGGGGUAGGAUUGUGCUUUUGAUACUCAUGUAUAAGGUUGUCCAUGUGGCUAAUAGCUUGGAUAACACAUUGCCUUGCCAACAAGUUGUUGCCUGUGUUAGAAGAUUUUGUAUUGUCAUACAGUAAAACUUAACCAAGAUGGUGUUUUGUAAUUUAAUACUUUUCAGUUUUAGAAGAAAAAUAGCGGCUGUGUGACUUUCUUAUCCAGGUUUUCAAGAUGCUCCCCUCACUGUGGUCUACAAUAACACUCUGUAUGAGUUUACUUUUAGUGGUAUAUCUGGAGUGGAUGUAUUAAUUGCUUUUUCUAACCAAAGUCUGAGUUCUUUUUUUUUAAACAUUUAGUUCUAAAAAGUUGUCAAUGCGCCAGUCUUUUAUUGAACUUCAAUACUGUUCUGUCUCCUGAAAUAAGACAAACUAUGGCCUUAUGGCAGUAUCAUCAGCAAGUUAAAAAUUGCAACAGUCAUGGAGGCUUCGUAUGUCAUUAGUGUAAAGGAUCUACAGUACCUGAGAAGGUUGUUGAGGCCUGUACAUAGUACUCGAAUUGAUGAUUUGAGGUUUUAAACAAACUGGGGACGUUGGAUUAGGUAAUUUAAAACUCAUGGUUGUAGGUGGGAGAUGACAUUUAAAUGGCAUGGUCAGUAACUGGCUUCUGAAAGAAAAACCUUUGAGAACCCAAGAAAAGGUUACUGUUGAUUGAACAAAAGAGGUGAUGACAAGAGAAUGUAACACACUAGACUAAUUUGGAUCAUUAUUGUCUUGGAAGGUUUUGUAAUCUCCCCUAAUAUUCAGAAUCAAAGACAAUGCCUUACUAUUAUUGAUAACUCAAAAUUAAACGUGAAUGUUUCAGUUUAAUCUGGUCCUUGUUUUAUUUAGGGUUCUUUAAACUUAAUUUUAAUGUACCGGUAGAAAAAAAGCUUUAAAAUAUUUAAUACAUUCUUUAUUUUCAAAAAAUGUUUUUAAUGCUUUAAGAUAGUUAUUAUUUUUAACAUUAUUGCAUGUUUAUGUCAUUAUAAAAGUAUUUUAUAAGAAUAAUUUUUUUUUUAGAUUUUUUUUUUUUUAAACAUCGGUCAUUCAUGAUAACCACAAAUAACAUAUUUAUAAUAUUCAUAGUAAAAAUUAAAUUACAUUAGUAUUUUCAAACAAAUUAUGAAAUCAUUUUAUUUAUAUACCUGAUACUCUUUUUUUUUUUUUUUUUUUUUUUUUUAAGAUGUUUUCUCUUGCAAGAUCUUUUCUUGAUCUUAUUUCCACUUACUAGUUGAUGAAGUAAAACUUUCUUGCUUCUUAAUAAGUAUGUUUAAUUAGGUUCAUUGUAUUAAAACUACACACUAAGCACUCUGCUGUGAAAGACUGAUUAAUAUGGACAUUUCUUUACCAGUUAAAUAAUAUGAUAAACAGUGCAAAAUUAAAUAUAAUUUUAAAAUUUAAACUUAACAUGGAAAUUUUUUUCUACUUUUGUUUUAAAUUUUAGAACUGUAUUAAAUUUUUUUUAUUUAUUUGAUUACGACAUGUUUGAAAUGAUUUUCAAUUUUUUUAAAAAGUCAUUUUGACAGCUGUAUUAGGUCAAACUGCAAAACAAGAAAGAUACAACUUACUGGUUUGGGUAACAGCACAAUGACUCCCUGGUUCAAAUACCAAGCAGUCAGGUCAAUUUGUUCCCAGUUUCACUGUUCAUCAUUGAGUCUGCUUUAUCUUAUUUUCACAGUAUAUAAGAGUACCUAACACUAGUAGAGCAUUGUAAAGGAAGACAACUCCUGUCAUUAGAAAAAGUCUUAGAACAGUGUGCUUUAGUUCCAUUGCCCUGUCCAGAAUGUUCUAGAAAGGCUUUUUGAUUAUUUAUUGAGUCUCAAGUUUGACUUCAAAUUUUAUUUUCAUUGAAAAUUUGUUUCACUCUUUUUUUUUAAAAAACGUAAAGUGUUUGCAUUUUGCGUCUUCUUUGUGUUUUACAGUGUUUUACAGUUCGACAUCAAGUCUUUUAUGUUCUGUGUAAAUAGUUGUAAUCAUGUUUGAUUAAGAUACUAAAAGAAUAGCAUUGAAUGUUUAAAAUAUGGAUUGUGAAGGUUCAAUGCUCAUCUGCAUAGAAUUCGUUUUAAAGUCUAUAAUUCAACUGACCAUGCUGAUCACAUAAUACUUUAUCGCUAAUAAUAAUAAUAUUUGUUUUAUCUCUGUGAUCACUGUAAUUUCUUUUAUGCAUGACCUCCCCACCCCCCACCCCCUUUCCCACAUUUUUCGGUACCAAUAGUCUGCAGCUUGCUGGUCAUUCGUUAGGUUUAAAUUUGUGUUUUCAUAGAAAAUGAAAUGUAUACUGUUCGCUACUUAACGUAUAAAAAAAUUGUGUGGCUUCGAUGCGAAAUGUUGGGUGCAUUUACCACAGGCACAAACAAACAUUUGAUUCAUAAAAUGAUUAUUUCCACUAAUCAUAUUUUUUUUAUGUACUAAAAAAACAAACAUCUUUUCAUUACCAUGGUCACAUCAUGAAGAUACUAUAUUAUUUUAUUUUUUAAAUUACCCUUUUUGUUGAUUAUAAUUGCUACCAGUGAAACUAUUAUCAUUUUGUGCUCGUUUCUCCUGCUGCCUCCUGCCUAAUACUGUCACUUUCUAUCUAGUCUGUUUUACUGUAGCCUUUGGUCAAAAGGUCAAGGGUCAUGUUCCCUUUACUCCAACCUUUUUUUUUUUGCUUAUUAUCAAACUACUUUUAGUUGUAUGAAAAGAAAAAGCCUUGUGCAAUAUUUAUAUAUAUUGAAAAUGAAAUAAUAAAGUGUAGAAAAUAUUUGGUCA
Biomphalaria glabrata is the source of this 6746-nucleotide messenger RNA. RefSeq names its product sorting nexin-29-like. Gene Ontology annotation, molecular function: phosphatidylinositol binding. The transcript has 22 exons. NCBI's taxonomy places the organism in Eukaryota, Metazoa, Mollusca, Gastropoda, Planorbidae. The record is from RefSeq and is a predicted model, not a curated record. Bases 134 to 2515 code for a protein of 793 amino acids.